This is a messenger RNA of Spizellomyces punctatus DAOM BR117, 1561 nucleotides long. Its product is annotated as glutaryl-CoA dehydrogenase, mitochondrial. The record is from RefSeq and is a predicted model, not a curated record. NCBI's taxonomy places the organism in Eukaryota, Fungi, Chytridiomycota, Chytridiomycetes, Spizellomycetales, Spizellomycetaceae. Bases 146 to 1417 code for a protein of 423 amino acids. Gene Ontology annotation, biological process: fatty acid beta-oxidation using acyl-CoA dehydrogenase; fatty-acyl-CoA biosynthetic process. Gene Ontology annotation, cellular component: mitochondrial inner membrane. The transcript is spliced from 11 exons. Gene Ontology annotation, molecular function: fatty-acyl-CoA binding; glutaryl-CoA dehydrogenase activity; flavin adenine dinucleotide binding.
AGUUGCGACGCAGAACAAGUUGUUCAAAAGUUGUGGCGUUCUGUUGUGGAGGGUUCGUACGAUCACCCCCACAAUCUAUUCAUCCGCCUCACAGCAUAAAAGGAGCUUCAUUGGGCCCUUGUACUGUCCUAAACUUAGGAAAUAAAUGGCAUUCACGACACGACUCUUUAGGCCGGCUUUGGCUACAGGCUGCAAAACAACCUCUCGCGCUUUCGCCACAGGCACAAGUAAACCGAAGUUCGACUGGACCGAUGCGUUCGACUUGAACUCCCAGUUAACGGAGGAGGAACGUCUCGUAAGGGACUCGGCACGAGACUACUCGCAAACGAAACUCCUUCCCAGAGUCAUCGAAGCGACAAGGAACGAAAAAUUCGACCGCAACAUCAUGUACGAGCUGGGAGAGCUUGGAAUGCUGGGGUCAACGAUUAAUGGAUACGGAUGUGCAGGAGUUUCCUCUGUCGCCUAUGGCCUGAUUGCUCGGGAGGUUGAAAGAGUUGACUCGGGGUACCGUUCAGCAAUGAGUGUACAAUCAUCUCUUGUAAUGCAUCCCAUACAUGCGUACGGAACAGAAGCGCAACGCGAAAGAUACUUGCCGAAGCUCGCCACCGGCGAACUUGUUGGGUGCUUUGGGCUGACUGAACCAAACCACGGUUCUGAUCCCGGGUCUAUGGAGACAGUGGCAAAGAAAGUCGAUGGCGGAUAUGUUUUGAAUGGAUCCAAGACAUGGAUCACUAACUCACCUAUCGCCGACGUAUUUGUUGUUUGGGCCAAAUCAGCUGAAGAUGGGCAGAUUCGUGGUUUUAUUCUGGAAAAGGGAAUGAAAGGCCUGUCGGCUCCAGCCAUUAAAGGCAAGUUUUCCCUACGUGCGUCCAUCACCGGCAUGAUUAUGAUGGACGACGUGGAAGUUCCGGACGGCAACUUGUUGCCCAAUGUCGCCGGACUUAAGGGACCUUUUGGCUGCCUGAACAAUGCCCGAUAUGGAAUCUCUUGGGGUGCACUUGGAGCAGCAGAAGCAUGCGUCAAGCAAGCUGUCGAUUAUACUUCGGAACGGAAACAGUUUGGAACUCCUCUAUCGUCUUUCCAGUUGAUCCAAAAGAAGCUUGCAGACGCCCUGACAGAAAUUAGUAUCGGCCUACAGGCUUGUUUGCGAGUUGGGCGGUUGAAGGAUGAGGGCAAGCUGGCCCCUGAGAUGGUUAGCAUCGUCAAGCGGAAUAGUUGUGGCAAGGCGUUAGAUAUUGCAAGAACUUGUAGAGACAUGCUAGGAGGCAACGGGAUUUCUGACGAGUAUCACAUUAUCCGUCAUGUGAUGAAUCUAGAGGCCGUCAACACUUAUGAGGGUACCCAUGACGUUCACGCUUUGAUUCUUGGUAGGGCGAUAACAGGUAUACCCGCCUUUUACACAUCGAAGCGCGACUAGGAUUAGAAAUAGUAGACGUACUAGAGUUUGCAUGACUUGGAGCGUUUAGUAUGAAGAGUAGGAUAAGAAAUGUUGGCACUAGUUCUCCAGCUCACGGCAACGUGCACAAUACAAUCACAUCCGACCCACAGGUUACCUCGCCAG